Sordaria macrospora k-hell is the source of this 1599-nucleotide messenger RNA. RefSeq lists its product as uncharacterized. Gene Ontology annotation, molecular function: mRNA binding. Gene Ontology annotation, cellular component: nucleus. The record is from RefSeq and is a predicted model, not a curated record. Lineage: Eukaryota; Fungi; Ascomycota; Sordariomycetes; Sordariales; Sordariaceae.
AUGUUCAUUGGUGGCUUGAAUUGGGAAACUACCGACCAAUCACUCAGAGAUUACUUCUCGCAAUACGGCGAGGUUGUAGAAUGCACCGUUAUGAGAGAUGGCGCCACCGGUCGCUCGCGUGGCUUCGGAUUCCUUACCUUCAAGGAUCCCAAGACUGUCAACGUUGUGAUGGUCAAGGAACACUACCUUGACGGCAAGAUUAUCGACCCAAAGCGCGCCAUUCCCCGCGAUGAGCAAGAGAAGACUUCAAAAAUCUUCGUCGGUGGCGUGUCCCAGGAGACCACCGACCACGAGUUCCGCGAAUAUUUCGCCCAGUUCGGCCGUGUCGUCGACGCCACCCUCAUGAUGGACAAGGACACCGGCCGUCCCCGUGGUUUUGGCUUCGUUACCUUCGAGUCUGAAGCCGGGGUUGAUGCCUGCCUCUCUGCUAAUCUUGAGAUCCAUGGCAAGCCCAUCGAGGUCAAGAAAGCCCAACCGCGCGGCAAUUUGCGCGAGGAAGCCGAGGAAGCUGCUCGUCGCGGUGGUGGCAAGUUUGGUCAGCGCCGCAACGGUCAACAGGGCGGUGGCAUGGACGACGGCUCCGGCCAAGGUGGCAUGAACGGCAUGGGCGGCAUGGGCGGCGCUGGCACCGCCGGCAUGACACCCCAGCUCAUGGCCCAGUAUCUCCAGCGGAUGCAGCAGGCCUUCCAGAUGAUGCAGCAGCAAAUGGCCAUGAAUAGGGGCAUUCAGACCCCCAUGAUGCAAAUGAUACAGAUGCAGCAGAUGCAACAAAUGCAACAGCAGAUGAUGGCCGCUCAGCAGGCUCACGCCGCGGCUCAGGCUGGUGCUGGAGGACAGCAAGGCAACGGUGGCCGCGCUGGUAGUGUCGGCGCGGGUCAAGGGCCUAACGCGCAGAACCCCCAGGCGAUGGCCGCGGCCAUGGGCAUGAACCCGGCGAUGAUGCAGCAGAUGAUGGGCGGCGCUGGCGGUCCUGGAGCUGACGGUGGUGCCGGCGGUGCUGCUGGUCCUAAGGGGGGAUUCAACGGCUUUGACGGUCAGCAGGGCUUCGAUGGCCAGCAGCGCGGUCCUCGCAAUGAUCCCGCCGCUAACGGUUAUGGCGGCGGCAUGCCCGGUGCUGGAGCUGGCUACAACAUGGGCGCUACAAGCUGGGAGGGCAUGUAUGACGACGUUCCGCAGCCGAUGAUGGGCGGCGGUCCCGGUUUCGGUCCUGGCAUGGGCGGUAUGGGUAUGGGUAUGGGUGGCGGCAUGGGCGGUGGCGGCGGAGGCGGCGGAGGACGCGGUGGCUUCCAUAAGAAUCGCGGUCAUCACGGUGGUGGCGGCGGUGGUCAUCAGCAGGGCGGCCAUCAGGGCUCGCACUCCCCCGGCGGACCGGUCGAUCCGGCCAGCGCGCCUCCCCCGAAUGCUCCCACGGGCCCAAAGAACGCUGGCAAGCCUGGUGCCAACUAUCGCGGUGGCGGACGGGGUGGAAACAGGGGCUUCCAUCCUUACGCCAGGGGCCCAAAGGAGCCCGGCAAGCCUGGCACAAAAUACCGCGGUGGCAGAAGGGGAAUCAUCGAUCGGGAAGUCCCUGCAGAAGCAUCGGGAACAAGCGAAUGGUGA